CCGGCAGAUGUCCUUGCCGGAAACGGAAAAUUUGUGAUGUCACAAUACUAUUGUCAACGCCCAGUUACCAUCACUGUCUCUUGCUAGGGACAGAAAAAUUUUCUUUCUGAAUUGUGGAAGUUAAAGCGGAUUCUCUUCGGCCGCCACGCUGGACCUGGCAUUUUAUCCGUAAGAGAUCCGAGCCAUGCAGACAAUAAAAUGCGUUGUAGUGGGAGAUGGAGCUGUGGGAAAGACCUGUCUCCUUAUAUCAUACACAACAAAUAAAUUCCCUUCUGAAUAUGUGCCCACCGUAUUUGAUAAUUAUGCAGUGACUGUAAUGAUAGGGGGUGAACCCUAUACUUUAGGAUUGUUUGAUACCGCUGGGCAAGAAGAUUAUGAUCGCCUUAGACCUCUAAGUUAUCCACAGACAGAUGUUUUCCUCGUAUGUUUCUCUGUUGUUUCUCCAUCUUCGUUUGAGAAUGUAAAAGAAAAGUGGGUUCCAGAAAUAACUCACCAUUGUCAAAAAACACCUUUCCUACUUGUUGGAACACAGAUUGAUCUAAGAGAUGAUGGAGUUACAGUAGAAAAAUUAGCCAAAAACAAACAGAAGCCCAUAACAUAUGAACAGGGUGAAAAAUUGGCUAAGGAGUUGAAAGCUGUUAAAUAUGUUGAAUGUUCAGCCUUAACUCAGAAAGGCUUGAAGAAUGUAUUUGAUGAAGCAAUACUGGCAGCUCUGGAGCCUCCUGAACCCAAACCCAGACGAAAGUGCCGACUCUUAUAAGACUGAUGCUUUUCUCCAACUCUUGGCUUCUCUUCUCCUCUGGACAUCAUUUAAACAAAUAUAUAUCGCUCUUUUUGUAAUCCAGAGUGCAUUAGUGGAAAACACCUGUGCUAAUCGUACUGGACUUUGUUCUCGUACUGGCGUGUUUUCAGGGUUAAAGGACCAAGACUGAUUAUUAAAAAGUGCCACUGUGUUUCCGUUUCUCUAAGUUAAUGUGUGGAGGAUUUAAAAAUAAAAACAAGAUUUAACUGCUCACACUAUUAUGUAACUCUUUUCUGCAACCUGAUGACGAGGUUGUGACUUCUCGAGAUAGAAGUGAAUUCGUUGCUGACCAAAUGGCGAUUGGUUUAUUUUAUUUGCGUGUUUUUAGAAAAGAGUUUAAUAAUAAUUAAAAAAAAUCAUAAAAGUGAGAACCUAUUAUUAUUAUAUCCUAUUUUUUUGUGCAGAUGCAAUACUUUAGUUUUACUUAGUGUUGUGUAACCUUGUCUUUGUAGCAUAAAUUAUUUUUUAGAUAACCAAAUUUUAUCUUUUAAUUGUGUUUAUGUGUUUCCAUCUAUUUUUUUUUUCUGUAAUUUAAUUCUGAAUCGUGCUAAAAAGUUUGAUUCAUUCAUACCUUUUUUUUAUUGAUAAUGUGCUUUUCUGAGAAAUAUUUUUGGGGUAAUGAAAAAUAAAAGUAAUUCGUGGUAUAGACAUUGACCAACUCGCAUACCAUUUUUUUUCAGAACAGGAAUAUUUAUGUCAACUGUUACUUCCUUUUCUAAUUGUGCAGGAUUUUGCUGCAGUUUGAAAUUUGUAUAGUUUUUAUAACAAGAUAAAGUGUAUGCAACAUUUUGCAAAGUCUGUUCUUUGUAAUUCUGAGAUUAAAUAGCUAAUUGCUUUUUUUUUUUUUUUUUUUUUUUUUUUAAGAGUGUUUGGUUGUAUUUUGCCCAUGAAUUUUGGGGGUAAUAUCAAAGCUUAUAAUUUUGUAAUAUUUAGUAUGGAAGUGAUUAUUUGUAAGUAUUGUACCUGCAAUUAAAAUUUGCUUAAAUGGUGAAUAAUUUUGCUCUCCAAGUAAACAUAUAUCUUUAUUUCCUCGAGGUUAUAUGAUUCAUCUGUUUAAGAAUUUGAAUUUAGAUUAAUAUGAAAUUUGUCUGUAAAAGUCAGUAUAUUAUUUGAUGGUACUAGAAUUCUAUUCUAGGAUCUUACUCCUAUGAAAGAUGUCAAUUAAAAAGUUCAGUUAUUCAUUUCGAGAGCCUUAAAAUACUCUUGCAGAAGAUAAAUUGAAAUAAACGUGAUUUCAAAUAUUUUUCUGAUAAUUGGUACUGUACCUGCAAAUGAUGCUAUUCACUUAAUAUUGCUGUUAUGUUUGGUGUUGGUACUAGAAUUUUUAAAUUAGGUAUUUGGAUGUGAAAAGUGAAUUGGUCAGUGGCUAUUCUGUAUAUUGCCUUUUGUUUAGGCAAGCAUUCAAAAAUAAAAACAUCCAUUCCUCUCUUUUGCCCUAAAAGUGCCUCUGAACAAUUUUUUGAAAGAGUCUGUUGUUGCAAACUAUCGUCAGUGUAGGUUUUUUAGACUGUUGGUUCUAUACAUGCUCAAUAUGAAAUUUCUGUCUACAAUAUAGUUAAUAAUACAGUUUCAACCAUUGUCCUGCUAAAUAUGUACAGUAAAUUUUUCUAAUCCAGAUUCUGGAUGAUCAAGUCAGAAAUCAUUCAGGUAUGCUUUAAAAUCAUCUGUUAUAAAUUUUGCAGGAAAUUUGAUAUCCUGAAUCAUCUAGAAAUUCAUCUGAUUUUAGAAUUUGGCUUUAAAAAAAUAAUAAGUAGCCUUAAAUGUUAUUUUUGGAAGAGGAUGAGUUUCUAUACUUCAUCUGCAUAUUCAAUACCAUCAAUGUUUUUUUUUCUUUUGUGAAGCUUUCAAGUUUUAUAAUAUUGCCUGAUGUAGAUAUUUUGAUUUUUCUUUUUUUAUGUAGGUAACUAUUAUUUCAGUAUAAUACACUAAUAAAAUAAUUAUUUGUAUGAAUAAGAUUUCUUAUGUUUAAACUAUCUACUUCAUUCAGGUUAUUAUUUGGUAACUACCAUGAUUUUUUUUUCUGUACUUAAAAUUAUCUGUCAAUUUCUUUAAAAACUUUUUUAAAAUACCCAAUGCUUGCUGCAGCCUAUUUGUGACUUGUAGUGCUUCUUUUUGUAUGUUUCUUCCUUCUUUUUUUUUAAUUAAGUGUUUGUUUUUGUGUUAAUAAAUCAAAAGAGCACUGUUCAGCACAAUGUGUCUUCCUAAUAGAAUGCUGUUCAGUAUUUAAAGGAAAUAUAAAAAUGUGAAAUAGCUUUCUGCCUGUUUGUGACAUGAAUCAAGACAGCCUGUGCCACAUGUUGAUAUACACUUUAUGUACUGGAUAAAAGCAAUUUUUAAUAAAAAAAUAUAAGUAAAAACCA
This is a messenger RNA of Argiope bruennichi, 3162 nucleotides long. It is a transcript of the gene Cdc42, whose product is annotated as cdc42 homolog. The record is from RefSeq and is a predicted model, not a curated record. Gene Ontology annotation, biological process: small GTPase-mediated signal transduction. Gene Ontology annotation, molecular function: GTPase activity; GTP binding. The transcript is spliced from 5 exons. The coding region runs from base 185 to 760 and encodes 191 amino acids. Lineage: Eukaryota; Metazoa; Arthropoda; Arachnida; Araneae; Araneidae.